This is a messenger RNA of Tupaia belangeri chinensis (Chinese tree shrew), 3719 nucleotides long. It is a transcript of the gene TOP3A, whose product is annotated as DNA topoisomerase III alpha. Gene Ontology annotation, molecular function: DNA binding; DNA topoisomerase type I (single strand cut, ATP-independent) activity; zinc ion binding. Gene Ontology annotation, cellular component: RecQ family helicase-topoisomerase III complex; nucleus; chromosome. NCBI's taxonomy places the organism in Eukaryota, Metazoa, Chordata, Mammalia, Scandentia, Tupaiidae. Gene Ontology annotation, biological process: DNA repair; DNA recombination; DNA topological change. The record is from RefSeq and is a predicted model, not a curated record. Bases 170 to 3184 code for a protein of 1004 amino acids. The transcript has 19 exons.
GAGGCGCGGCGGCCUGGGACUGGCGGGCCGGCUGGUGGGGAGGUGUCCCGAGCGCGGGCGGCUCCUGGAUUCUGUAGUUUCCUCUCUGUGGGCGCCGGGCGGGCCUCGCUGCAGGCUUCCACGGCAUGCGCGGGCCCCCGGGGAGCGGCUGCAGGCGCGGCGCCUUGGAAUGAUCUUCCCGGUUUCUCGCUUCGCGCUCAGGUGGCUCCGACGACCCGGAGGCCGUGCCUUGUCCCGCGCCACCAUGGAAGUGGCUUUCCGAGGCGUGCGGAAAGUCCUCUGUGUGGCUGAGAAAAACGACGCGGCCAAAGGGAUCGCCGACCUGCUGUCCAACGGUCGCAUGAGGCGGAGAGAAGGACUUUCUAAAUUCAACAAGAUCUACGAAUUUGAUUAUCAUCUGUAUGGCCAGAAUGUUGCCAUGGUAAUGACUUCAGUUUCUGGACAUUUGCUGGUGCACGAUUUCCAGAUGCAGUUUCGGAAAUGGCAGAGCUGCAACCCCCUUGUCCUCUUCGAAGCAGAAAUUGAAAAAUACUGCCCAGAAAAUUUUGUAGACAUCAAGAAAACUCUGGAACGAGAGACACGGCAGUGCCAGGCUCUGGUGAUCUGGACUGACUGUGACAGAGAAGGCGAAAACAUCGGGUUUGAGAUCAUCCACGUGUGCACGGCAGUGAAACCCAGUCUGCGGGUGUUGAGAGCCCGUUUCUCUGAGAUCACGCCCCAUGCUGUGAGGACAGCCUGUGAAAACCUGACCGAGCCUGAUCAGAGGGUGAGCGAUGCCGUGGACGUGAGGCAGGAGCUGGACCUGAGGAUCGGAGCUGCGUUCACCAGGUUCCAGACCCUGCGACUUCAGAGGGUUUUCCCCGAGGUGCUGACAGAGCAGCUCAUCAGUUACGGCAGCUGCCAGUUUCCGACACUGGGUUUCGUGGUGGAGAGGUUCAAAGCCAUCCAGGCCUUUGUGCCAGAAACCUUCCACAGAAUUAAAGUAAAUCAUGACCAUGAGGAUGGCAUUGUAGAGUUCAACUGGAAAAGGCAUCGCCUCUUUAACCACACGGCUUGUCUUGUCCUCUAUCACCUGUGCAUGGAGGAUCCCAUGGCCACUGUCGUGGAGGUCAAGUCGAAGCCAAAGAGCAAGUGGAGGCCUCAGGCUUUGGACACCGUGGAGCUGGAGAAGUUGGCUUCUCGCAAGUUGAGAAUAAAUGCUAAAGAGACCAUGAGGAUUGCCGAGAAGCUCUACACCCAGGGGUUUAUCAGCUAUCCCCGAACGGAAACCAACAUUUUCCCCAAAGACUUAAACCUGACUGCACUGGUGGAUCAGCAGACCCAGGAUCCACGCUGGGGGGCCUUUGCCCGGAGCAUCCUAGAGCGGGGUGGUCCUAACCCACGCAAUGGGAACAAAUCUGACCAAGCUCACCCUCCCAUUCACCCCACCAAAUACGCCAGCAACUUGCAGGGGGACGAACAGCGGCUGUACGAGUUUAUCGUUCGCCACUUCCUGGCCUGCUGCUCCCAGGACGCUCAGGGGCAGGAGACCACUGUGGAGAUCGACAUCGCACAGGAGCGCUUUGUGGCCCACGGCCUCGUGAUUCUGGCCCGAAACUACCUGGACGUGUACCCCUAUGAUCACUGGAGUGACAAGCUGCUCCCUGUUUAUGAGCGAGGCUCCCGCUUUCAGCCCAGCGCUGUGGAGAUGGUGGACGGCGAGACCAGCCCCCCCCAGCUGCUCACCGAGGCCGACCUCAUCGCCCUCAUGGAGAAGCACGGCAUCGGUACCGACGCCACUCACGCGGAGCACAUUGAGACCAUCAAAGCCCGGAUGUACGUCGGGCUCACCCCGGACAAGCGCUUCCUCCCUGGGCACCUGGGCAUGGGACUUGUGGAAGGCUACGACUCCAUGGGCUACGAGAUGUCUAAGCCCGACCUCCGAGCCGAGCUGGAGGCUGACCUGAAGCUCAUCUGCGAGGGCAAGAAGGACAAGCACGUGGUCCUGAGGCAGCAGGUGCAGAAGUACAAGCAGGUUUUCACUGAAGCGGUGGCAAAGGCCAAGAAGUUGGACGAGGCCUUGUCCCAGUACUUUGGGGAAAGAGCGGAGGUGGUCCAGCAAGAAGAGAUGUACCCGGCCAUGCCCGAGCCCAUCCGGAAGUGCCCACAGUGCAACAAGGACAUGGUCCUCAGGACCAAGAAGACCGGCGGGUUCUACCUCAGCUGCACGGGGUUCCCCGAGUGCCGGUCAGCCGUGUGGUUUCCCGAUUCGGUGUUGGAGGCCAGCCGGGAUGGAAGCGUGUGUCCCGUCUGUCAGCCCCACCCUGUUUACAGGUUGAAACUGAAGUUCAAGCGUGGCAGUCUGCCCCCGACCAUGCCCUUGGAGUUUGUUGGCUGCAUCGGGGGAUGCGAUGAGACCCUGAGGGAGAUCUUGGACCUGAGGUUCUCACGGGGCCCUCCCAGAGUCAGCCAGCCCUCUGGCCACCUGCAGGCUAGCCAGUCCCUGAACAGAAUGGACAGCAGCCAGCGUGCCCACGCCCAGCCUCCUGACCACAGACAGACUGGGCCCUCGAAGGCGCUAGCCCGGGCCCUCCCCCCGCCCCCCACAGCUGGCGAGGGCAACUCCGUGACCUGCAACUGUGGCCAGGAGGCCGUGCUCCUCACGGUCCGCAAGGAGGGCCCCAACCAGGGCCGUCAGUUCUACAAGUGCAACAGCGGUGGCUGCAGCUUCUUCCUGUGGGCUGACAGCAGCCCUCCGGGAGCAGGAGCGAAGCUUCCCGCUUUGGCAUCAAGACCUCCCGGCAGCUCCCUAGGACCCCUGCCUGCCUCAGGCAGCCACCCAACUGGGUUUAGCCACCCCAGGGAUGGUGGUGGUGGAGGCACAUCCUGCCUGUGCAGCCAGCCCGCCGUCACACGGACUGUGCAGAAGGACGGGCCCAACAAGGGGCGCCAGUUCCACACGUGCGCCAAGCCCAGAGAGCAGCAGUGCGGCUUCUUCCAGUGGGCGGACGAGAACAUGGCCCCAGGGACCGUCGGAGUCCAGCCCUGGCCGGGUGGCAGAGGCCCGACCCCAGGACCAGAGGCCAGAAGCAAACGACCUCGGGCCGGUUCCACAGACACGGGGUCCACAGCUAAGAAGCUCCGGAAAUGCAGCCUUUGCCACCAGCCCGGACACACCCGUCCCUUCUGUCCUCAGAACAGAUGAGGGCGGGGCCGGGUGGAGAGGGCCGCCUUCUCAGACCGUGAAACCAGCGAAGCAGGACUGCUGGCCGCUCACUGUCCUGCAAACUCGGAGGAACGUGUUGGCUUUGGAGUUGGGCCUUCCUUGAAAGGAGCUCGUGGCCAGCACCCUCUGGAGGGCGGUGCCGGACGGUGGCCCUCUGCUCGAGGCUCAGGAGUGACCAGAGCCCCUGCUGAGGAGCCUGCUUGCUGGGGUCCCACGGAUGGUCAUGUCGGCACGAGGUGGAGAAGCGGUAGCGGAGGGUCUGACAGCGGGCAUCUGUGCAUUCCCAGCUGUGGGCCGCUGUGCUGCGAGGAGGGCCGCUUCCUUCUGGAGCCCCUGGGCCAGUGAGGGGCCGACACCCGGAGCACCCGCUUCUCUCCACAGCCGUCCUGGGAAGCCGGGCGUGAUGCCAGGACGGAGCUUGUGCUCCAACAUCGUGUCUGCAGGAGCGGCUGCCUUCGCCCAGAAGCAGGGCGCCCAUACCUUCUAUGCCUUAAUAAAGAAUUCACACACCUUC